Molecule: messenger RNA, 1935 nt
Organism: Colletotrichum spaethianum
Lineage: Eukaryota; Fungi; Ascomycota; Sordariomycetes; Glomerellales; Glomerellaceae
Exons: 1
Coding region: 1-1935 (644 amino acids)
Source: RefSeq, a predicted model, not a curated record
AUGUUGUUCAAAUCAGCUGUUCUUGCCUGUCUCCUCGCUGAGCUCGGUCUCGCGCGCCAGGCCAAGCGUCAGGAUGUCGCCCCGUCGCCCGUCCUGUCCAGCAUCAGUAUCCCGCCUCUUCUGUCAACGGGCACUGGUGCCGCCGCCCCUGCCAAGGCCGGACCGACAGGUCUCUUCCUCAACACCUCGAUCCCCGCUGUUGCCGCUCCUCCCCAGGUGUCGACCCUGACCGAGCUCGCCACGGUCACUUCUCUCCUCUCAAACAACGUCACCACCACCCAGGUUAUUACGACUGAGCGCACCGUCACCGCCGACGCCGCCCCAAUCAUCCUGCAACCCCAGGUCAUUAUCGUCUCCCAGGUUACCUUCUUCACCUUCACCUCCGCCCUCGGUGGUGCUUGUCCCGCUGUCCAGCAGGGUCAGCAGGGCGGCUUCGUCGUCGGCGGCCAGCAGUUCGAACAGUUCCAGUCCGCCUGUAACGCUGCCUGUGGCAUGCAGUUCACCCAGUGCCAGAGCAUCGCCGGACAGAACUUCCACAUCUCCCAGUGCCAGACCCAGCUCAUCGCCUGCCAGGGCGCCGCAAAGACCGCCACCGUCACCGUCUCUGUCCCCACGACUGUUACGCAGACCGUGCUCCUGCCCCAAGGCCCCAACUCUGGUGCCGCUGGUCUUCCUUCCAGCAUUGCCGGGACCGGUGGCUCCGUUAUCACCACCACCACCCUGCCUCCUGACGCUGCCGCGACCGUCGGGACCGGAGGUGUUUCUUUCGUCACUGUCACCGCUACGCCUGCAGCUCCUCCUGCCCAGACUGCCGCCCCUCAGACCAGUGUCUUGACCACCACCAUCGCGGCCAACCCCGAACAGCCCAACGCCACCCCUGUGGUGUCUGUCAUUACUGUCACCCGCCAGCCUGGCGCUGAGCCUUCCAAGCCUGCCGACGGUGGUGUCGGCGAAGAGGGUGGUGCCAGCGGCAAGGGCGGAUCCGUCGUCACCUCUGCUGUUGUCUCGACCCUCCCUGCUGUGGGCGGCCAGCCUCCUAUCGUCUCUACGAUCUACAUCACCAAGACCGCCGAGGCUGUCAGCUCCGUCGAUGCUAUCGCCGGCAGCUCUCCCGUGGUCACCACCCUCCCGGCCAAGUCUGAGGGCGGCCAGGCGAUCGUCUCUACAGUCUACGUCUCUGCUCCUCCUCCCGCUGCCACCAAGGGAGCUGGCGGGGCUGACAAAGCCGGGUCUGUAGUCACCUCCGCCAUCGAGACCACCCUCCCGGCCCAGAGCGCGGGUGGCCAAGCCAUCGUCAAAACCAUCUAUGUCACCGCUACCGCCCCCGCUGCCUCUGCGCCACCCCCGAAGCCUCAAGAGCCCAAGACCUCCGUCCUCACCAUGACCCUGGGCCCUGCCACCGGCAGCCCCGUGGUCUCUCUCAUCACCGUCACCAUCCCUCCUGCUGCUCCUACCGACUCCGCCCAGGCUGAGGUGUCCACCUCGGCUCUGACCUCCACCAUCCCGGCCGAGGGCACCAACCCUCCCCAUGUGACCACCGUCUACAUCACAGCCCAAGCCCCUGCAGCCACCUCGGCCCCUCCCCAUCGCGUCAUCACCAUCACCGUCGGUUCCCUCACCGGCGUCGUGACCGUCUCUGACGCCCAGAGCACCGCCUCCGCAACGACCGUGGCCUCGGCCCUCCCCAGCGCUGGCACCGGUGGUAGCGUCGGCAACGAGGGAAGUCAAAACUGCCCCGCUGCCGUCACGGUUACCGAGACCGUCUCCUCGUGCCCCACGGCGGCCGUAACCUCGGUCCUGACGCAGACCGUAUCGGUCGUCCCUGCGGCCACCGGCGAAGUCAAGCGCACCAAGUCCGACAAGAAGCACGCCGCCGAGUACAAGCGCGAUGAGUUCCGUCACUCCCGGCGCCACGUCCGCGCCUUUGGCCUCUAG